Messenger RNA from Prorocentrum cordatum, 2283 nucleotides. Lineage: Eukaryota; Dinophyceae; Prorocentrales; Prorocentraceae. The record is from the annotation of a GenBank genome assembly.
CGUUCUGACAAGUCCACGCCAUUUCCUUAGCUUCUAUCACAACAGCACACCGUUCAGCAAGCUGUUUGGGGAAACAUCGGCGCCUGUGGCGGGCUCGUUUUAUAGCUUGAAAAAUUAUGCGCCUGCGGCAGGCUUCUUCAGAGCCUCGCAGACAGCCGACGCACCCGCCGCCCCCUCACUCUUAUCCGCAACUGCGGGGUGCUACUGUAUUUUUCUUUGCACCCCCAGAGGUCGAGCUUGGCGACGCGGGGAUGAAAGAGUGGUGCGACUGGAUGGGCCGCCGCCUUGCCGCCGAAGGCGGUGGCGAGAGCGCGGGCGCGCGCAGUGGCAGGGUGCGCUUCAAGGCCAGCACGAUCGACUUCUCUGAGAACAAGCUCAGCGCCAACGGCACCAAGGCGGUCUGCAAUAUGCUCGAGAAGUACGGCGUGCGCUGCGACGUGCUCAGACUGACAGGAAACAACAUCGGCAACGAGGGCGCGAGGUGUAUAGCUAGAUACCUCAUGGGCUCGAGCCAGGCGCCCGCGCUGGAGCUACAUCUCUCCCGCAACAGGGUCACCAUGGACGGCGUCAAGUGGCUGCUGGGCUGUCUUGCCCUGCACCCGGCGUACCCGGUGUGGAACAGCGAUUCCCAACGCUUCGUGCCGUUGUGGCUCAAGGUCGAGAACGACAAGACCAAGGGGGCCUCGGGCUACAAGGCGCUGAAGUCAGCGUGCAAGCAGCUGUCUUGCUCGGUGUGCCUCGGGGAGACCAGCGGUGCGGCGAAGUGCGGACCACGGCAGUGCGUGAACGGCGGCUGCUGCGACGAUCUCAAGCACAGCUGCGUCGCCCACCUGUGCGGCUGGGACAGGUCCGCCGCCUCAGAGCCGCUGCCUGCUCCGGGGGCGCACGCCCGGCCCAUGUUCGACAAGCCGGGGCGCGGCGCGGUCAAGGCCCCGCCGUCCAACGCCGAGGCGCCGCUCCGCGAUGAGCCUCGCCUGCUCUACGAGGACGCGGACCUGGCGGUGGUGCUGAAGCCGCCCGGCUGGUCGUGCCUGUCGCAGCCCACGGGGCUCGACCCCAGGUGGGCGAAGUUGUCUGGGUUGGCCAGGAGAGCCAAGGUGGGCGACCUGAUGUGCGACGCCGUUGUGCCGGCCCUCCAGGCGUGGCUCUUGCUGCGGUUCGGCGCCGACCCCACCUGCGACGCCGCGCGCGACCAGGCGAGCGACCGGGGGAUGGCCCACCGGCUCGACGUGGACGUGUCGGGGCCCCUCCUGGUGGGGAAGACUCUCCGAGGCUACGAGCAUGCCAAACGACAGAUCGUGCUCGGUGUGCUGAAGGACUAUGUCGCCCUCGUUCACGGCACCUUCUCCACGGACCGCGGGGAGUGCACUGCCCCGAUCGACUCCAGCAGGUAUGAGUCGGAGAAGCGCGUCAGGGUGAGCGCGGAGGGCCAGCCCGCCAUCACCGUCUGGGAGGUCGUCGCCGAGUACGAGUGCCCAGAGACCCAGGAGGCGUACUCCCUCGUGCACUGCCGGAUGGUAACCCUGAAGACGCACCAGAUCCGGGCCCACAUGCACCACCUGGGCAACCCGGUCGUGGGCGACCCCGUCUACGGCGAGGGAGGGCCCCCCGAGUGGUGCCCCCGGCUUUUCGUCCACAAGCUGCGCCUCGGGUUCUUCGGCGUCGAGGGCGAGGCCAGAUUCGAGACGUGCUCGCUCCAGACCGCCCCGGACCUCUGGUCCUCGGACGGGGUUAGCACGAGGAUAAUCCGUUCCAGAGCGUUCACGAACGCUUUCAGAGCGUUCCAGAACGCGCUGAGAAGGCUGCGGCGCCCGAGACAUCCUCAAGAGCCGCCAGAUCUCAGAGAUUCUCGAUUCAUCCGAACCCGACUUUGUCCUCGUUCUGGCCUCGUCUUAGGUCCGCCCUCGGCGGCCUGCGGAAGGUCGGAGGCAUGGCCGCCAAGGGCUGCGGCGCGCCUGGGCUGUGAGGGAGCGCGCGCCAGUGCCGGCGCCUGGGGGGCGGGCUGCCGCCGACGGGCGCACGGUCCCCCCCGCGGCGAAGACGGCGUCGCGCUGUCGCCGGAGUGGGCGGGGGGGGUAGGCGAGAGCGAGGGGGGGAGGAGUCAGAGGAGGAGAGCGUACCGAUAGCUGCAGCCACCGUUCCCUCGCUGUCGCCUCUUCGGGGUCUACUUGAAGGCCCUCGUCGCCACCGCUGGAGUCGCCUCGAAAUCUUGGUCAGAAUGCGCCCCAGGAGAGAGGUCCGAGGAGUGGCGGCGGUAUCGGGCAUCGGUAACUUCUGGUAUCC